Messenger RNA from Rotaria sordida, 2772 nucleotides. NCBI's taxonomy places the organism in Eukaryota, Metazoa, Rotifera, Eurotatoria, Philodinida, Philodinidae. The record is from the annotation of a GenBank genome assembly.
AUGGAAUAUCUUGAAAAAUUAAAAGUUUAUGGUGAUCAAGUUAAAAAUGUUGUUGUUAAAUCUGUUGUUGAUACAGCAUGUGGUGGACAAAAAAUGCUUAAAGAUGUUUUACCAGGAAAUUUAGUUACACGUGAAUAUGAAUUAAUUCGACCACUUGGUUCUGCUGGGCCUGGUCUUCUCUGGCGUAUUUACGGAGCUAUUAAACAUUCAACAAAACAGGAAGCUGCUGUAUUCGUUUUGGAAAAACGUUUAUUAGAUAAAUAUGCGAAAAAAGAUCGUGAAUUAAUUAUUGAUGCAAUGAAAAAAGGUGUACAACAAUUAGCAAAAAUAAAACAUCCACGUAUUUUAAGUCUUCAACAUCCACUUGAAGAAUCAAGAGAUAGUCUUGCAUUUGCAACUGAAUCAUGUUUUGGUAGUCUUGCUAAUUGUCUUGGAUUUUAUGAUAAUGUAACUCAACCAAUACCAAAAGAAUUUGAAGAUUAUAAACUUUAUGAUGUUGAAAUUCGUUAUGGAAUUAUUCAACUUUGUGAUGGUUUAGCAUUUUUACAUAAUGAAGUUAAAUUAUUUCAUCGAAAUCUUUGUCCAGAAUCUAUAAUAAUUAAUUCUAAUGGUGCAUGGAAAUUAUCUGGAUUUGAAUUAUGUAUUCAAGGUUCAGUUGAUGGAGCAACUUAUCCAUUUCGUGAAUAUGAUGGAAAUAUUCCAUCAAUAAUAAAUCCACGUCUUGAUUAUAUGGCACCAGAAUAUCAUACACGGAAAUGUUUUGAUACACAAUCUGAUAUGUUUUCAUUAGGUAUGCUUAUAUAUGCAUUAUAUAAUCAUGGUAAAACAUUACAUGAAUGUCAUGAUAAUUAUACAUUAUUUAUUAAAAUGUGUGAUGAUCUUAAAUCACUUAAUACAACAAAAUUAUCUAUUUUACCAUUAGAAGUUCGUGAUCAUGUUAAAAUGUUAUUGAGUUUAAAACCAGAAUUAAGACCUGAUGCUGGACAAUUUACAAAAAUACCUUUUUUUGAAGAUGUAGGAACAAAAACUUUAGAAUAUCUUGAUUCAUUAUUUCAAGUUGAUAAUCUUCAACGUUCAAUGUUUUAUAAAAGUCUACCACAAGUUAUUGAUAAAUUACCAAUGCGUGUUAAUUUACAACGUAUUGCUUCAGCACUUGAAAUGGAAUUUAUAAAUCCUGAAAUGGUACCAUUUGUUCUUCCAAAUAUGUUUCUUAUUGCUGAAAAAGCAAGUAAUGAAGAAUAUCAAAAAUAUAUUUUUCCUAAACUUAAACAAGUUUUUAAAAUUCAAAAACCACCUCAGGGAAGUGGUACAUCAGGUUGUUUUAUGCAGACACUUCUUAUAUUAAUGCGUAAUAUGAAUUUAAUGCUAACAAAAACACCACCAGAAGAUAUAAAACAACAUAUUUUACCUGUUGUUUAUAAUGCAUUAGAUGCUGAAUCAUCACAAGUUCAAGAACUUUGUUUAGCAAUAAUUCCAUCAUUUGCACAUUUAAUUGAUUUACAAGCAAUGAAAUAUUGUAUAUUACCACGUAUAAAAAAGAUUUGUUUUGAGACAAUAACAUUAAGUGUACGUGUUAAUAGUUUAAUAUGUCUUGGAAAAUUAGUUGAAUCAUUAGAUAAAUGGAUUAUUAUUGAUGAAGUAAUACCAUUACUUCAAUCUAUACCAUCUCGUGAACCAGCUGUUCUUAUGGCUAUAUUAGGAAUUAUAAAAGUUGCUAUGUCAUCAUCAAAAUCUGGUGGUUUACCACGUGAAAUUCUAGCUACAAGAGUUAUACCAUUUUUAGUACCAAUUUCAAUUGAAACAAGUCUUAAUCUUAAUCAAUUCAAUGCUUAUAUGUCAACAAUUAAAGAUAUGUUACAAACAGUUGAAAUCGAACAACGUAAAAAACUUGAACAACUUUCUCAACAAGCUGCAAAUGCGCCAAUUGUGCCUAUUGGUCCUUCAACAACUGAUAUUCAUUUUGAUCAAAAAUCAUCAUCGAUGAUUGAUCAAUUUAUGGUUGGACAUGGUUUUAAUUCUGAAAUAGCUCAAAAUAAAAAUAUGGCAGCUAGUUUUGAUACUAAUUUAACAUUUGAUAAUUCAAAAUCACAACAAAUAUCAUCGAAUCAAUUAACUAUAUCAGAAAAUUCUCUAGGAAAAAAAACAUUAACAUUAGAAGAAAAAGAACGAAUGAUGCGUGAGAAUGAUCAAACACAACGUAUGAAAUCUCAAGGUGAACUUAUACCUGAACGUAAAACACCAAUAUCAUCAUCAUCAAAUAUUCCACUUAUGGCUAUGACUCCAAUAUCAGCAACAACAACAACAUCGAAUUCAUCAUCAGCAUAUUAUAAAGAUUUAACAAAUACUCUAUUCGAACAAAAUUCAUCACAACCAUCUUAUAGUAUGUCUACUUCUCAAACAAUGCCAUCUCUUCUACGUCCAACUAUUAAUAAUUCACCAUCUAUAAUGCAACAACAACAACAACUAAAACGGCCUACAUUGAAUUUUUCUUCACCAUCAUCGAAUACUACUGAUUUAACAUCGAGUCUUAUGAACAAUAUUAAUUUUCUUGCUUCUCGACAACAAACUAGUCCAACAACAAUAUCAUUGAAUUCAAUGAAUUCUAAUAUUAAUUCAUUAAUAUCUCCAUCUCAAAAUAAUUCAGGAACACUAAGUAGUGGUAUGAAAUUAUUUCAACCACCACCACCACCAUCUAGUUCGAUUGUAGUUAAAAAUACAAAUGUAACAAGUUCAAAAACAGCAGCUGCUGAACUUGAUGAUCUCUUUAAUUAA